Molecule: messenger RNA, 375 nt
Organism: Aspergillus affinis
Lineage: Eukaryota; Fungi; Ascomycota; Eurotiomycetes; Eurotiales; Aspergillaceae
Product: ATP synthase subunit H
Exons: 3
Coding region: 1-375 (124 amino acids)
Biological process (GO): proton motive force-driven ATP synthesis
Source: RefSeq, a predicted model, not a curated record
AUGAUGUCUCAGUCUCUCAGAGCGUCGCGCUCGCUCUUCUCCCGCGUUGCUCGCCAGCAGGUUUCUUCUGCCUCUCGCCGCACCUUCCUGACCUCCGCCGUCCGUCAGGCCGACCCCGUUCAGGAGCUGUACCUCCGCGAGCUCCGCGCCUACAAGCCUACCCCCGUCAAGCCCGGUGACGCCGAGGCUCACGUCCAGAAGUUCUCCGUCCCUGCCGCCCCCCAGUCCCCCGAGGAGGCCAACCUCGCCAAUGAGCUGAAGUCCUACGAGAGCCAGGAGGUUGAGGUUGAGGGCCAGGCUGCCGCCGGCGAGGCCGCCCCCGCCCAGGAGAGCUGGUUCGAGGAGGAGCCCGAGGAGGAGGCUCGUGCCCACUAG